Messenger RNA from Penicillium taxi, 1407 nucleotides. Its product is annotated as serine--tRNA ligase SES1. Gene Ontology annotation, molecular function: ATP binding; tRNA binding; serine-tRNA ligase activity. Lineage: Eukaryota; Fungi; Ascomycota; Eurotiomycetes; Eurotiales; Aspergillaceae. The record is from RefSeq and is a predicted model, not a curated record. The coding region runs from base 1 to 1407 and encodes 468 amino acids. Gene Ontology annotation, biological process: seryl-tRNA aminoacylation. Gene Ontology annotation, cellular component: cytosol. The transcript is spliced from 7 exons.
AUGCUUGACCUCAAUGACUUCAUCACCGAGCGUGGUGGCGAUCCUAACAAGAUCAGGGAGAGCCAGCGUCGGCGCUUUGCCCCUGAAGAGGCGGUGGACGAAGUGAUCGCGCUGUAUGAAGAAGCUCGGCGAGCUCGUUACGAGGUCACCCAGGUCGGAUCUCAGCUCAAUGCUCUUCUCAAGGAGAUUGGUAUGAAGAAGAAGAACAAAGAAGAUGCCAGUGAACUGAUCAGUCAGAAGGCGGACCUGGACAAGCGUAAGAAGGAUGCCGAAGAUGCUGCCUUGCAGAAGGAGGUGCAGCGAGACCGCAAGAUCCGCACCAUUGGUAACUUCGUUCACGAGUCUGUCCCCAUUAGUAACAACGAGGACGACAACAAAGUCAUCAAGACGUAUGCUCCUCCCAGUAACAAAUUGGGAGGUCCCGACUGCCUCUCCCAUCACGAAGUCUUGACUCGCCUGGAUGGUUACGAUCCCGAGCGUGGUGUCAAGAUUGUCGGCCAUCGCGGCUACUGCCUGACCGGGUACGGUCUCUUCCUCAACCUUGCUCUUGUCAAUUAUGGCCUGGAGUUCCUUUUCAACAAGGGCUACACACCUAAUCAACCCCCGCAAUUCAUGCUCAAGGAGCUCAUGGCCAAGACCGCCCAACUGGAGCAAUUUGACGAGGAACUGUACAAGGUUACCGAGAGCGAGGACAGUUCAACGGACAAGUACUUGAUUGCCACCUCUGAGCAGCCUUUAUCGGCCCUGCACAGCAGCGAGUGGUUGCAAGAGAAAGAUCUUCCCAUCAAGUACGCUGGAUACAGUACUUGCUACCGCAAAGAAGCCGGGUCUCACGGCAAGGAGGCAUGGGGUAUCUUCCGUGUGCAUCAAUUUGAGAAGAUUGAGCAAUUUGUUCUGACCAAGCCCGAGGAUUCGUGGCAAGCAUUUGAUGACAUGAUGGCUACCUCCGAGGAAUUCUAUCAGUCACUGGGUCUUCCAUACCAAGUUGUGGCCAUCGUUUCGGGUGCAUUGAACAAUGCGGCUGCCAAGAAAUACGACCUGGAGGCUUGGUUCCCAUUCCAACAGGAAUACAAAGAAUUGGUCUCGUGCUCCAACUGUCUUGACUACCAGUCCCGUGGUCUAGAGAUUCGAUUUGGCCAAAAGAAAGCCACUGAUCUGAAGAAGAGCUAUGUGCAUGCACUAAAUGCCACUCUCUGUGCCACCGAGCGAACCCUCUGCUGUGUCCUUGAGAACUACCAGAGAGAAGAUGGCAUAGAAGUUCCGGAGGUGCUUCGAAAGUACAUUCCCGGUGCUCCCACAUUCCUGCCUUACACCAAGGAUCUUCCUAAGGAUUCGACCUCUCAGAAAUCUAAGGGUAAAAAGGGUACUGAUGACGCUACCAAGAAGAUGGAGAACCUGAAGGUUUGA